Cladophialophora yegresii CBS 114405 is the source of this 1218-nucleotide messenger RNA. RefSeq lists its product as uncharacterized. Gene Ontology annotation, molecular function: L-alanine:glyoxylate transaminase activity; L-serine:pyruvate transaminase activity. The transcript has a single exon. Lineage: Eukaryota; Fungi; Ascomycota; Eurotiomycetes; Chaetothyriales; Herpotrichiellaceae. The record is from RefSeq and is a predicted model, not a curated record. Bases 1 to 1218 code for a protein of 405 amino acids. Gene Ontology annotation, cellular component: peroxisome.
AUGUCUUCCCAAGUUCGAACCAGCCCAAUCCUCCUUGCCCCAGGUCCGACUGAGGUCGACCCAACUGUUCUCACAGCCAUGUCCUCGUGGGCAGAGUCGCAUUUUGCUCAGCCCUUCUGCAACACAUUUGGCGAUGUCUUGACGAUGACCCGCAAGCUCUUCCAGAGUAAAGAUCCCAAGGCCCAACCCUUCGUCCUUGGAGGCAGCGGUACUCUUGGCUGGGACUUUGUGGCCACCAACUUCAUCGAGCCUGGAGAGCCGGUCUUGUGUCUCAGUACUGGAUACUUCUCCGAUGCCUUCGAGCAGUGUCUCUCCACAUAUGGAGCCCGUACGAAGAAGAUGACUGUCCCGAUCGGCGAAGCACCUGACACUGGAGACGUUGAGAAAGAGCUGCGGAAGACCCGGUACAAAGCACUGGUCGUGGUCCAUGUCGACACCUCGACGGCUGUUCUCAUGCCGCUGAAACCCCUUUCGGAUCUGCUCAGACGAGUAUCGCCCGAAACACUGCUGAUCGUCGAUGGUGUUGCCAGCGUCGGCGCCGAAGAUCUGCAGUUCGACAAAUGGAAUAUCGACAUCGUGGCCACCGGUUCACAAAAGGCCAUUGGCUGCCCCCCUGGCCUUGCCAUCAUCAUGGCCUCCGCCCGUGCCAUUGAGGUGGCCAUCACGAGGAAAGCACCGCCGACUUCGUGGUACGCCAGUCUCCCAAGGUGGUUGCCCAUCAUGCAGAACUAUGAGAAGAAACAGUCCAGCUAUUUCGCAACCCCGCCCACCCAGCUUGUGCACGCCAUGCACGCCACCCUGACGUCGAUCCUCUCCCGUCCGCUUUCGGAGAGAUUUGAGCAACACAGGCGGAAAAGCGCCCAAGUCAAGGCUGUGGUGUCGGAGCUCGGCUUAACGCAGCUGGCCAGACAGCCACAGUACCAAGCCAAUGGCCUCACGGCGUUUUGGCUCCCCAAGGGGUUGUCAUCGAAGGAGCUAUUGUCCAGGGUCACGGAGAAGGGCUUCACCAUUGUGGGCGGUAUGCACAAAGAAGUCGGCCACCGUUAUGUGAGAGUUGGGCACAUGGGCUAUAGUGUCGUGGGUGAGCCAGAGAGUCACAUUGACCUCGGCUGCCAGGCUCUGAGAGAAGCAGUCCUGGAAUACUAUGCCAGCAAAAGUCAUCGCUCUGUACCGCGACAGAGUGCUGACUUCACUGAGCCAGCACGCGCAAACUUGUGA